This is a messenger RNA of Anopheles bellator, 780 nucleotides long. RefSeq lists its product as uncharacterized. The transcript has 2 exons. The record is from RefSeq and is a predicted model, not a curated record. NCBI's taxonomy places the organism in Eukaryota, Metazoa, Arthropoda, Insecta, Diptera, Culicidae. The coding region runs from base 88 to 780 and encodes 230 amino acids.
UCGCCUGAAUCACCUGCGCGCCUGGUUCGCCUGGGCUUGCCGUGGAAGCAUCUUGCAUUAGUCGCCGCACUAGGAAGCGCAGUCAUCAUGAUCGGUGGAAAGUCGUGGUUCUUUGUGGGGCUGCUGAUGAUCGUCAGCCUCCGCAGCACGCUGGCCCAGACGGUGAACUCCACACGGGAAGUAGCCGCACCGAACGUGACCGAAGUGACGACUCUGCCACCACAGGUCGCCACCUCGACGGAGCAAUCGCUAGCCCGCCGAGUGCUCAGUGCUCUGUGGCUCGAGAUUACGAGGCGUCGAAACGAGCGAACUCAACGGCAGCAGGAACGUCGAGAGGAGAUCCUGCGCGAUUUGGACGAUCUGGGCGAUCGGAAGCGGGAGUUUGAGUUACGCCGCCAGGAAUCGCAACGGGAUGCGCAGGCGGAACAGGAUGCUCGGCGGCAGGAGAUGCUAGCACGGCGUGCCGGUCGGUUACCUGCGCGCGAACGGGAGCGCUACAAUCGGCAGCGGCUGGAGAAACUGAGCCGACAGGCACCGCCACCGCCCGAGGAGAAUGAAAUCGACGACUCAGUUCCGCUGCUGGAUGAUGUGGUCGAACAGCAGGAACUGGGUGGUGGUGGUGGGCAGCGCGUGCGGAACUUGCUGCUGAUCGAAGAGGCGACCGGUAACGUGAGACUAAUCGACUUGGACACCGAAGAAGGCCGGAAGCUGGUGGCCGAGAAGCGGGCCGGUGAAGCGGACGGCAGCGCGGACACGGCCAGCAAAGCCGACCAGAACUAG